AUGUGCUGUGAUGUCCUUCCUCAUCGUUCGCGUGGCUGGUGCGCUUUGGACGGAGCGCUGCACUGCGUGCGAUUGGCUUCACCUGAUACGAGAGCGUCUCCCAUGUCAGCGCUGGUGUCGCUUGUCCAACGGGCGGCUGCCAUCACGAGGCCGUAUAAUUCACAGGAUGCGCUCCUACUGAUUAGGGCACUAAGCGCGCUGCGGCUUAGCCGUCCGGAGGUGAGGCUUAUAUGCGAGAAGGCCAGCUUCUCGCUGGCCUCCUCGACAGCGGAGGUGCCCGCAGCGGCUUUGGUAGACGCUGUGAAUCGUCUCUGCACGCUCCAGUCUGCGCACCUUCCCGUCGUGCAGCGCGUUCUGUUGAAACGCUUUUGUGAACUCCAGAGCGAGUGCGGCCCACAAAGAUCCUUCUACCCGACACCGACGUCAUCGCUCCCCGUAGAUCCGCGCACUGCUCAGAAGGCGGCGCUUGUGCUUGCCAAGCUGGGCCGCACUGCGGGGCAGGCGGAGGCUACUGAGCACGUGCUUCGGCUUCUCCAUACGCUGCUGGAGCACAGGCCUGAUGAUGCCGGUCUGCACAUCGCAUACGUCGCUCUUUACGUCAACUCUUUGAGCUACACGACGCAGCUGCGAUGGUGGGCGACGACGGCACCGCUCAAGCGAUCCGUACAGACCCUCCAACGCAGUGUUCAUUUUUUGCUCAAGAACCGACAGACACUCAAACGCGCGUCGGGCAAUGUUGCAUGGCAGCUGCUGCACCUGUUGCUUGUGAUACCUCCCUCGACGCAGUUGGCAAUGACAUCGCAAGGGAGCAGUGCACAUCUUCUGCACGGCCAACAAGGCGAAGGCUUUGACAGCUACUUUGCUUCCGGCGCGCUGGCGCAAAAGGUGAGCGCCGGGGCCUACGUGCAGUUCGUGCACUCCUUCGGCACAGACGUGUGCCAGUUAGACCUGCAGCGGACAGCCGCCCUCCUGAAGCCACUUGCAAGACCAAAAAAGGAGGCUGCUUCCGCAGCGCCGCACACACAAAAGCGGUUGAACGUGUACGACGCAACAAAGUUGGCGAGCGCAUUGGCGGCCAUGUUCUCAGUGCUUGCAACUCAUCCGUCGCGUUCGGCCUCCUUUGCCGCUCUCGGAGGCCCACGGGAGCAGCAUCCUAGCGCCGAAGCUUCUCAGGCAAGCCACCAAGCCUCUGUGGGCGCACAUGAAGCGUGGCGCAGGGUCGUGCAGCUUUGCUUCACAAUACUGUGCAACUUGGUGGAAUGCGAGCAGGCGCGCCUCCGCAACACCCACGCCAACGAUGACGUCCUGAUGGACACGGUGGUUUCCCCGGAUCGAUUCCUCGUUGCAGCGCUGCUCGACAGCUACACACGGGGCUGCGUUGUCUUGCUCGAGUCUGCCGAGGCACCGAGAGGCAUGCGCGACACCGCCUCGCCGUGGCCGAUGCUUUCAGCCUCCAUCUCUGCGCUUCUGGAAUUCGUGCCGCAGCUGUCCGAGACGCCGCCGACCAUGAUAUCGUGGAUGCUGCGAUCUCUUGCUUCGCUGAGGCGGCGAGGCAACGGCGCCGACGGCGAUCAGCUCGAGCGCAGCGCUGCCUUUCUCCUUCGCCAGUAUGUCUGCGUUCCGUCGAAGAAACGGUGCUUGCGCUCGGACGUAGAGACGCUGUACGCUUACGCGUGUCUUCUCGGCUUGAAUGACGACUCUAACGCCAGCAGAAGCUACUCCACCACCACCGCAACCGUGACGACGCUCAUGAAGCCACCGUCUCACCGGCUUCCACCGCUCUCUGCCCUUGAUCCAAUCGUUCGCGAAAUCGCGUCACGCCUGCGUGCGAGCCCGUUUGCCGCCGCCGACGAGCCGCAGACGGCGAAUGCGGACAUGCUGCUUGCGGCACUCCUUCAUCUUUACAAGAAGACGCUCUCCGCCCCAGCGGCAAUGACGGACGUCUCUAAGGGGACGAUGGAGCUCCUGCCGCUUCUCGAUGAGUUGCAGAGCACCCUCGCCGCAUACUAUUGUGACAGAGUUGUGGGCACACCAAGUGUGCCGAUGAAGGAUGAUGUGACGGUGCGCGCCGCGCGUCUGCAUGUGGUGGCGGCCCUUUUGCGUAGUCCACAGUUUUCUUCUUGCCGCUCUGGCGCUGCGUUGGCGAGGGCGGCAGAGCGGACCGCCGAGCAAGUGACGAUGAUCGGGGCACCUGUGACCUCGUCGUCGAUGUUGCGUGUUCUCGCAGUGCUGGCGCGCGGCCAACUCACUGGGGUGGCGGCCUCAUUGCCCCCGACGUCCUUCGACGCCGCCCUUCUCUACACCCUGUGUCAUCGGUAUCAGCAAUACAUCAACGAGAUUGUGCAGACGGGCGGGCGGCGCGAGCACGUAUCCGAGGUGGUGCGCGUCUUGUGGCGCGCGCGGCAAGCCGGUGUGCAACUCGUCUUCGCGGAAGCGGCAGACCAGGACGUCCUGUUUGACGCCAGCAGUGUUGUUGAGGGCGGUAAUGCUAGUCAGCUGCAGCUCUGGUUCCCUGCCAGCCUGUGCCGCCUUGAGCACCUCACCUGCUGUGCCGCAGUCGAUCUGUUGCAGCUUAUCGCGGAGUCGCAGCUGAGAAGUCCAGCACUGGUGCAACUCCAGCCUCACACUGUCCUUCACCUGCGCAUGACACUUUUUGAGCAGUUGACGGUGACUGCGGAUGUGGAGUGCAUCACACGACUCCUGCAGUCGAACGCGACGGCAGCGGUCUCGCAGGUGCUCUUGCCGGAAAAGGAAGAUUUGCUUUGUGUGGUGCGCUGUGUAGAUGUGUGUGUGUCCAGUCUACUAGACUCUGCGCUGAAGGGGACAAGUGAGGAAGCUGCCAAGACAUCCCGACACGGCAACCUUCGAGAGCAGGCGGGUAGAUUUCUUCACGCUCUCGUCGAGUCGCAGUUGCUGAUCCGCGUUCCCGAGAUCGUCUCGAGCGCGGAGGGUGGCGGGCUGCGACGGCGGAUGCUGGAACUCGCGCUGUACCUGGAGACCAGCGCGCGCGAAGCAGACGCGAUCGCAGUGCUCAAGAUGAGACUCUUUUGCAGUGAAGUUCUGUGA
Leishmania major strain Friedlin is the source of this 3066-nucleotide messenger RNA. RefSeq lists its product as hypothetical. Lineage: Eukaryota; Euglenozoa; Kinetoplastea; Trypanosomatida; Trypanosomatidae. Bases 1 to 3066 code for a protein of 1021 amino acids. The record is from RefSeq and is a predicted model, not a curated record. The transcript has a single exon.